UGGGAAUCUCUUGAGAGAGCACGUUUCUGUUUGUAGCAUUCUUCUUAGCCAUUUCUGCUAAAACUGUGGUUGUGGGCCCAAGGCAGUUUACAUGAGCAAGUGCUUCCCGAAACGUAGAAGAAGACCUCACUGUAACGUGUUUUAUGUGGUGGUUUGUCCUGGUUGUCUAGCAGAGGGAGUUUAAUGCAUAGACGAUAAAUACUGAAAGAAUGAAAACGCGGUUAAGAGUCUUGCUUGCAAGGCAACGUUGCUUUUACCAAACAUUCGUUUUUAAUAAACUCUUAGGGGCAUUAGAGAAAGUAACUGGUGGUAAAUGGUUAUGAGGGUCUGAACCUGAGCCGAGGGGAGGGCGUGGCGAAGGCAAACGUAGUUAGGAAAUCAUCUGGGUCUUUUAUUCUUUUUACGUCGUUUUGUGUAGAAGGAAAUGCUUUUACUUCACUUUCACGCUCUUACCGUCCUCCUCACCUUACUGUUCUCCCACAUUCAGACUUUGAGUUCCCUCCAUCUAAGAAUAUUCGCGAUUUUAGAACUCUUAUACUCAUUUUCUGCAGUACUUGCCUGAGCCCUUGUGGUCCUGAGCUUAGCCGCACACUUGCUUAGUUUUGGUUCCUGUUCUCUGUCCGGGUGGUUUGGCGAGGACAACACCUUAGGUUCCACCGAGAACCACAGCUAAGACUCCACGGCUUUCCGCCGACGCGCCGCGGCCGGGGAGACGCCCCCGACGCAACGCGCAGUCUCCGCCGACGCAGGCGCGGUCUCCGUGAUGCAACGCGCGCCCCCUCUGGCCCCGCCCAAACGUGCCGCGCGCCAACCCACAGUUCCCGCUGCGCGCUGCGAUCCCGCCGCCGCCGCCGCCGCCCGUUAGGGCUCCCGCAGCCGGGGACAUGUUGCAGAAACCGAGGAGCCGGGGCCGGCCUAGCUCCCAGGCGGAGAGGGACUGGGGCCGCGCUGCGGCCGAGGAGGCCCCGAGCACCUCCCGCGGGGCGGGCAGCUCCCGGGAGGCCCGGAGCGCAUCGUCGCAGGGCGCCCGCCGGGCCGCGGCCUCCCCGGAGGUGGGGCCCAGGUCCCAGCAGCAGCUGGAGCUGAAGGUGGCCGAGCUGGUGCAGUUCUUGCUGAUUAAGGACCAGAAGAAGAUCCCGAUCAAGCGCACUGACAUACUGAAGCACGUCAUCGGGGACUACAAGGACAUCUUCCCUGACCUCCUUAAACUGGCCGCCGAGCGCCUCGAGUACGUCUUCGGGUACAAGCUGGUGGAACUGGAACCCAAAAGCAACACCUACAUCCUGAUCAACACCCUGGAACCGGUGGAGGAGGAUGCCGAGGUGAGAGGCGACCAGGGCACGCCCACCACCGGCCUCCUGAUGAUUGUUUUAGGUCUCAUCUUUAUGAAGGGCAAUACCAUCAAGGAAACGGAGGUCUGGGACUUCCUGCGUCGCUUAGGGGUGUACCCCACAAAGAAGCAUUUAGUUUUUGGGGACCCAAAGAAACUUAUUACCGAAGAGUUCGUGCGGCAGCGUUACCUGGAGUACCGGCGGAUACCCCACACUGAUCCUGUAGACUAUGAAUUACAGUGGGGCCCCCGAACCAACCUGGAAACCAGCAAGAUGAAAGUUCUUAAGUUUGUGGCCAAAGUCCAUAAUCAAGACCCCAAGGACUGGCCGGCACAGUACUGUGAGGCUUUGGCAGAUGAGGAGGCCAGAGCCAGACCUGAGACAGGUGGCCCAGCCCCCUCCUCUUGAAGUCUGAGAUAGAUUCAGAGGGACUUCUGGGGAAGGUCAAAGGCACUGGGUGAAGGGUUAGGGGUGGGAGGGAGCAUAUUUCCGUAACGCUUAAAUGUGUGUGGCUCUAGGAUGUGUUUGCAAACAUACGUUCUCUUUUAAUGUAAGUUACUUGGUUCCAGCUUUUCACUUUUAAAAAUAUUAGGAGGGGAUUUUGGUUUGAUUUGUUUUAUCGUUGUAUAUUUUGGCGUAAAAAUUUUGCUACCAUUAUACAACUGAUUGAAAAACUUUGUACCGUGAUCUGGAACUGGUGUUUAAAAAAGAGCACAUCGGUAAAUUGCUUUGGCGCCAAGAAAAUAAAAGCGAGGUGGUUAUUAUCUGGUCUCUUUAACAGUUUGUAAGUUAAAAUAAAAACCUUUAUAAAUUAAAAAAAAUGUAAUUGUCCAUAUCCUUUUUUACCUUAGGACAGCUAUUUUAUAUUUAUAUAUUUCCCAUGUAUAUAAGCAUUAUGCAUGGUCUAAGUAAUGUACAUAUUGUAUUUUCUCCGAAUAGCAAUUUUUUUUUAAUAUUCGUAAUUAUCACUCGGCUCUGUGACCAUUUAGUGCCAUAUGGUUUUUUCUUUUUUUCCUUUCUUUUUUUGUGGCUAUAAUUGUAAUAAAUACUGUAUCUUUGAAGCAA
Mirounga angustirostris (Northern elephant seal) is the source of this 2396-nucleotide messenger RNA. It is a transcript of the gene NSMCE3, whose product is annotated as NSE3 homolog, SMC5-SMC6 complex component. The record is from RefSeq and is a predicted model, not a curated record. Gene Ontology annotation, biological process: negative regulation of transcription by RNA polymerase II. Lineage: Eukaryota; Metazoa; Chordata; Mammalia; Carnivora; Phocidae. Gene Ontology annotation, cellular component: nucleus. The transcript has a single exon. Bases 885 to 1739 code for a protein of 284 amino acids.